UGUAAAACUCCGGAAUAGUUUUGCAUUUUUUGUUGGCCAACCAGACGUUUCCCUGCGGACCAACAUGACAGCGUGACGCCUGAAAAAAGUGUUCCCAUGGAUGAUCUUACCCGAGCUCUCUCGACCAGCUUUGCUGUGUCCCAGGAGCCCAACAGCACCGCCGCCCCCCAUCCUCGGCUCAGUCAGUACAAGAGCAAGUACAGCGUUCUGGAGCAGAGUGAGCGCCGGCGGCGCUUUCUUGACUUUCAAAAAAGUAAAAGAUUAAACUAUGUCAACCAUGCGCGGCGCUUGGCCAGCGGGGACUGGACCGGAGCAGACAGCGAUGGAGAGGAAGACAUGGACAAACAAGAUGAAGGCGAGCAGAACAAGGGGGGUGAGACAGAAGAUGAGGGCAUGGAGAUCGAGAAGAGGAAGCUGCCAAAGCAUUAUGCAAAUCAGCUCAUGCUGUCGGAGUGGCUGGUGGACGUACCGUCGGAGUUGGACACAGAUUGGCUGUUGGUGGUCUGUCCUGUCGGGAAGAGAUCUCUCAUUGUUGCCUCCAAGGGGUCCACUGCAGCGUACACCAAAAGCGGCUACUGUGUGAACCGCUUCCCCUCCCUGCUGCCGGGUGGGAACAGACACAACUCCGCCAUGGGAAAAGAUUAUACCAUCUUGGACUGCAUUUACAGCGAGGUGGACAGAACCUACUACAUCCUGGAUGUCAUGUGCUGGAGAGGCCAUCCGGUCUACGACUGCCCGACAGAGUUCCGGUUCUUUUGGCUCCAGUCUAAAGUCCAGGAGACGGAGGGGCUGUCAGAGACUGCCAAACGUAAUCCUUUCCGCUUUGUGAGUCUACAAAGUUCUGACUGCACGGCAGCGUCCAUUCAGAAAGCUUUGGCUGCAGAAUACAGCUUUAGUGUGGACGGACUUCUCUUCUAUCACCGACAGACUCACUACACACCCGGCAGCACGCCUUUGGUCGGCUGGCUCCGCCCUUACAUGGUGGCAGACAUCCUGGGCGUGGCGGUUCCCGAAGGACCCCUCACCACCAAACCAGAAUACGCCAACCAUCAGCUGCAACAGAUCCUACAACACAAGAAGCCCUCCAGCGAGGUCCGGCCCGCCGACCAGAGCGGAGGCUACGAGUUAGAGUACCUGUCCACUCCUCAGCUGGACAGCGAGAAGACUCUGAGCCUCGCGGGGCAGAAACCGAUACGAGAAGCAACCAUGGAGGUCUGAGCAAGAAGAUUUAUGGAAGCUUCUGUGGAUUUGUCUAAUGCAAAGCAUGAGUAACUCCAUGUAAAUGCAUUUGAAUGUCUAGAAUAUUCACACAAGACACACAAUCUGGCCUUUCUCUACACAUAGAUGACCUAAUCCAGAAGACCUGAACAUUAUUGCAGAAGUUUUUUAUUUUUGUAUCAAUUAUUCCUCCACAAAAGUUUAUUUUAUCAGUUCUGGUAUCGGAGGUACCUGCCUGGUACCUGUCAGAGUGACCACUACCUAGUCAAUUAUUACAUUAAAUGUUGCUUUUCAAAUUGUUUUUUUUGUUUUAAACUUUUCUAAUAAAGUUUUUUUUCCCAAA
Molecule: messenger RNA, 1561 nt
Organism: Oryzias melastigma (Indian medaka)
Lineage: Eukaryota; Metazoa; Chordata; Actinopteri; Beloniformes; Adrianichthyidae
Gene: snupn
Product: snurportin 1
Exons: 9
Coding region: 97-1218 (373 amino acids)
Biological process (GO): snRNA import into nucleus; protein import into nucleus
Cellular component (GO): nucleus; cytoplasm
Molecular function (GO): protein binding; nuclear import signal receptor activity
Source: RefSeq, a predicted model, not a curated record